GUGGCCCCUCGCUUCUCUCGCGAGAUCUGGGGCGUCCGGCUGUUUGUGCGGUGGGGCAAGAUGGCGGUGGAGUCGCGGGUCACGCAGGAGGAGAUUAAGAAGGAGCCAGAGAAGCCGAUUGACCGGGAAAAGACGUGCCCGCUGCUGCUUCGCGUCUUCACCACCAACAAUGGGCGGCACCAUCGUAUGGACGAGUUCUCCCGUGGCAACGUGCCCUCCAGCGAGCUGCAGAUCUACACUUGGAUGGAUGCAACUCUGAAAGAACUGACCAGCUUAGUGAAGGAAGUUUACCCAGAAGCACGGAAGAAGGGCACGCACUUCAAUUUUGCAAUUGUUUUUACAGAUCUCAAGAGGCCUGGAUAUAGGGUGAAGGAGAUUGGUAGCACCAUGUCAGGCAGGAAGGGCACAGAUGAUUCCAUGACGUUGCAGUCUCAGAAGUUCCAGAUAGGAGACUACCUGGAUAUAGCAAUUACUCCUCCAAACCGCGCACCGCCCCCAUCGAGCCGCAUGAGACCAUACUAAAGUGUUGCUUCUUUGUAUGACUACACCUUCUGUUUAUUCCUACUUGCUGUUCUAAAGCAGGCUCAUUUUUGUUUUUGCUUUUUGUUGCUGAGCAGGAACACCUGAAGACAAAGCUGAAGCAUCAGAAACGAAUGUUAACUUUAAAACCUUAACUUUUAGUUCCUUUAGAAGAAACACUUAACCUUUAGCAGUGCCAUCAUCCCGUCCCUGAUUGCUGUAGUUUGAGCAGUAAGUUGGUGUCUGGUGUUUCAAGAUUUCCAUCUAAUGCAACCUGAAGGAUUACAGGUAUCUGUAGUUCUGUCUUGCUUGGAAUAAAGAUUGAUGUUGUUACUCU
Dryobates pubescens (Downy woodpecker) is the source of this 856-nucleotide messenger RNA. It is a transcript of the gene SAP18, whose product is annotated as Sin3A associated protein 18. Gene Ontology annotation, cellular component: nucleus. The record is from RefSeq and is a predicted model, not a curated record. The transcript is spliced from 4 exons. Gene Ontology annotation, molecular function: transcription factor binding; transcription corepressor activity. Gene Ontology annotation, biological process: negative regulation of DNA-templated transcription. Bases 61 to 522 code for a protein of 153 amino acids. Lineage: Eukaryota; Metazoa; Chordata; Aves; Piciformes; Picidae.